Molecule: messenger RNA, 441 nt
Organism: Adineta steineri
Lineage: Eukaryota; Metazoa; Rotifera; Eurotatoria; Adinetida; Adinetidae
Source: the annotation of a GenBank genome assembly
AUGGAAAAUGAAAAUGAAACAUUACGUCCUUAUCCUAUCGAUCCAUCACAAGAUAAAGUUAUUAAAAAAAUAGUUUUUGCUAAAAGAAAAUUAAAGCCGCAAUUAACAUCAUUUUUAUUUACAAUUUUAACAUAUUCAUUAAAACUAUUAAGUAAAUAUAAAAAUAAAAAAUUAACUGAAAAAAAUAAAAGAAAUUCCUCCAAUAUAUAUAUCAACCUCAACUUCUACAAUGGAUUUAACAUUUUAUUAUAUUGUUCGUUAUGUGAUAAUGGUUUUAUUGAUCAAUCUCAAACUCCACUAGUAUCAAUAAGUGUUGAUGGUGAUAAUAUUUUAGCUGUUGAUAAAAAUCAAAUAAUUCAUUGUGCUAAAAGUAAUCGAAUUAUAUGUAAAGUUUCAUUUGAUUGUCCGAAAUGGCAAAUAAUUGAAUCACGAGUUAAAUGA